AUGAUGGGAGAAACACUGGAGGAAAAGGACGUGAGCUGUCAUCCAGAGGGAUGCUACGCCGUCUUCCUCCAGAGAAGAACCUUCAGGGAGGCUGGGCGGAGCUGCAGGGAGCGAGGGGGCACCUUGGCAACCAUGCAUGACGAGAAGAAAGCCGGCUUCAUCCACGACCUCCUAUUGGCUGUCAAAUCGCAGGGGACCAAGACGCGCUUCCGUCUGUGGAUCGGACUCCACAGGCCGCCACGCCAGUGCUCCUCCACCAGACCCCUGAGAGGAUUCGUCUGGGUCACAGGAGAUCACGACGGAAAGUUCACCAACUGGCUGCGGGAGGAGUCCAGGAGUCCAGCCACUUGCGCCGCCCCCCGCUGUGUGGCUGUGGUGGUCCAAAGCGAGAGCACCACUGCCGACAACCUGAAGUGGCUGGACGGCUCCUGCGGUCUGGCGCUGGACGGAUACGUGUGCCAGUUCAACUACAAAGGGAUGUGCCCGCCGCUGACGGAUGAAGGUCAGGGCCCGGUGGUCUACACCACGCCCUUCCACCUGGUGAGCAGCGUGCUGACUCACGUGCCCCAGGGGAGCGUGGCCGAGGUCACAUGCCCGGCAGACAGCGCAGAUCCAUCCGGCGAAACUGAGGAGACGGUUCUGUGCAUGGAGAGGGACGACGAGACGGUGGGCUGGUCCCGGGACGCCCCCCUCUGUUCGGCCGACGGGGAGCUGAAAGGCGAGGACUGGUGCAGCCAGGAUCACGGGUGUGAGCAGUUUUGCCAGAACACGGACACUGACUACUACUGCUACUGCGCCGAAGGCUUUACCCUGGAUGAGGACGGCUACGGGUCCCAUGUCAAGGAAGUGUGCCUUAACAUGGGCUGCGAGUACGACUGCGUGGAGACGGCCCGCGGGACCCGCUGCACCUGCCCGCACGGCUUCCAGAUGGCCCCAGAUGGCCGCAAGUGCCUGGACGUGGACGAAUGCCGACAAGACCCCUGCCCUCAGGUGUGCGUCAACAUCCCAGGCACCUUCCACUGCACCUGCGACUCGGGCUACCAGCCGGAUGACGACGGGGAGUGCGUGGACGUGGACGAGUGCCUGGACGAAGGAAGCUGUGAUGGCACGUGCGAAAACACGCUGGGGUCCUUCAAGUGUUUGUGCAACCCGGGCUACCAGCCUGGGCCCAGAGGCGAGUGCGAGGACGUGGACGAAUGCGUGGGGGAGUCGCCAUGCCAGCAGCAGUGCCUCAACUACAUGGGAGGCUACCAGUGCUACUGCGACCAGGGCUACGACCUGCAGGCCGACGGACUGAGCUGCCAGCCCUCGCCGGAGGACGGGGAGUACUCCACGCUCACCCCGGAGCCCGGAGACUCGGUCCAGAUACUUGACCUGGAUGCUGACCAUGUUAAAUCCUGGUCCGGGUCAUUCACGCCGAACCCUCACUUUGAGUCCAACGGCAACUUUGACACUCAGUGGCUGACGGAAGCCCCAAACAGACAUGUCCCUGACCUGCACCAUGGAUCCGAAAACCACCUCAACCAAUGGGACGCUGCGGUGCCGAAGUACUACCAAACAGUCCCGUCCCCGACACAACCGGCCGGCAACGAAAUCGAUCACGAAGCAGAGGCAAAGACCAGAGUGGCGGAAGCUGACGUUCCUCAAGGGGCUGCCGCCGCGGAGGUGAAGGACAUGGGCUCCAAAACAGACGGCGAUGUGAGCCACGUCGUGGGAGCGGGGGGCGUGUCUGAGGCGGGCAGUCGGAAGAGCGACAAGAGCUGGCUGUUGGUGGCCCUGCUGGUGCCGCUGUGUGUGUUCCUGGUGGUGAUGCUGGCCCUCGGAAUCGUCUACUGCACCAGCUGCGCCAUCGACAAGAGCCUGAGCUUCUCCAACUGCCACCGCUGGAUACUCCCCACCACGCCUCCCAACAGAGGAGACGGGAAAACCCCGGCUUGA
Messenger RNA from Synchiropus splendidus (mandarinfish), 1938 nucleotides. RefSeq names its product endosialin-like. The coding region runs from base 1 to 1938 and encodes 645 amino acids. The transcript has 4 exons. Gene Ontology annotation, biological process: cell migration. Gene Ontology annotation, cellular component: external side of plasma membrane; extracellular matrix. NCBI's taxonomy places the organism in Eukaryota, Metazoa, Chordata, Actinopteri, Syngnathiformes, Callionymidae. Gene Ontology annotation, molecular function: extracellular matrix protein binding; calcium ion binding; extracellular matrix binding. The record is from RefSeq and is a predicted model, not a curated record.